CAUUGGGCUAAGGACUGUCGAUCUAAAACUGAUAUAAAUGGACAACUUAUGAACCAGGGAAACUGGGUGAGGGGCCAGCCCCAGGCCCCGAAACAAUGUUACGGGGCAAUUCAGGAAACCUCUCAGGUCAGCCACAAUCCAUUUCUUCCCGACCAAGUAUUUCAGACCUCUAUAGAGCAACCCCAGGGAGUGCAGGACUGGACCUCUGUGCCACCAUCUACACAGUAUUGACCCCAGAAAUGGGAAUGCAGGCUCUUCCUACUGGAAUUUAUGGGCCUUUGCCCUCCGGCAGUGUGGGAUUAUUAUUAGGGCGGAGUAGCACAACCAUGAAAGGAUUGCUUAUUGCUCCUGGAAUAAUUGAUUCUGAUUUUGAAGGAGAAAUUAAGGUAAUGGCCCAUUCUCCACAAACUAUAACAGCCAUUCCUGCAGGACAACGUAUUGCUCUUCUUUUGCCCACUAUUGCUACGGGAAAAACUAAAACUGAACGUAAAAGAGGCACUGCAGGUUUUGGUUCUUUUGAUGUUUAUUGGAUACAACAAAUUAGUGAUCAAAGGCCUGAACUGACUUUGGAAAUUCAAGGAAGGAAGUUUAAAGGUAUUUUAGACACUGGAGCAGAUAUUUCUGUGAUUGCCGCUUCUCAGUGGCCGGAGAAUUGGCCGAAGCAAGUUGCUCUUUCUAUGUUACAAGGAAUUGGGCAAUCACAUAAUCCAGAGCAAAGCUCUGCUUUUCUUUCCUGGAGAGAUGAAGAAGGUCAUUCUGGAAUAUUCCAGCCUUAUAUUCUUCCCAACUUGCCUGUCAAUUUAUGGAGAAGAGAUAUUAUGUCAAAUAUGGGGGUAUUUUUAUAUAGUCCUAACCCCACGAUUUCUCGCCAGUUAUUAUCGCAAGGACUAUAUCCAAAUCAAGGCUUAGGAAAACAUAAUCAAGGAAUCACCCAACCUUUACAAUUUAAAGGAAAAAAGGAUAGGACAGGUUUAGGAUAUUUUUAA
Vicugna pacos (alpaca) is the source of this 986-nucleotide messenger RNA. Lineage: Eukaryota; Metazoa; Chordata; Mammalia; Artiodactyla; Camelidae. The record is from RefSeq and is a predicted model, not a curated record.